GGGGUACGGGGCGAGGAAAGUUCGGGGAACUCACGCCUUUUAGUGGUGGGGGAGAUGGCGGCAGCUUAAAAGCGUCGCCAUGAGCAUUGUAGUACUGUGUGAGGGCAAGGGUGCACGCGCCGACAGAGCGAAAGUCAUGGCUGCACCCUUCUCUCCCCGAGCAGUGCAGCCAUAGUACAGGUAGGCAGCGGCAGCACCAGGCGGGCUGCUUCAGCAGGGAGGGCAGCCCACCAAUGAGGGGAGGAAGAGAGCGGCGCUCCGCGACCUGGCCAGGCGCGCACGCGUUCCUGCCGCCUCGUGAGGAGAGACUCGCCAGCCGCCGUCGCCAUGAGAAGCGGGCUCGCGACGCUGCUCGCCGUCGUCUCACUGCACACGUGGACCGCACUAUCGCUCAGGGUCCUGGAUCACAGACUCUUCGAAAGCGUCCUCGCAAGUCGUCGUCAGGGACCGCGCAUUGGCGCUACACGCACCAUAAAGCUCAAGCCGUGCCAAAACAGGGUUACCGGACAAGAAGGCACGUGCAUGUUUGCCUGGGACUGUUUCAGCGCGGGCGGUACCCACCUCACAUACUGCACAGACUCUUUUUACACGGGCAGCUGUUGCAAACUGCCGCCCGGGGUCGUCGUGCAGCAACAUGACCAACCUUCAGAACCAACCAAUAGCAUUGACUCGGCGCCGUACGAAGGGGACGACGACGACUACAAGAAAAGAACGAAGAGGCCACCGACGAGCACGCCCAAAACGACGUUGCAGAUGUCGUCAAAGACUACGCAACCCGGUAACCUACGCUGUGACGACGCCAAGCCAUACACCGUUGCCAACCACGACGGGGGCGACACCUUUUGCCGGCCUCUCGACGUUUACGCCAGGUCUUAUCACGUGGAGACCUCACGAGACGACCUUGCCAUUUGUGGCCACCAACGGAGUCUUCUACUCAGACUACGACAAAAGUCGCAGCGGAGACAACAGUGGAAACAAGCAGCAGUGCGACUGAAACGGCUGGAUACGAUACUACGUUGCAGGAUUACACAAUCCCUACGAAAGCGCCCUGUGACGUCCACACAGGCGCCCGGUACCGAGACUACAACAGCGCAGACCACUACGCAACGGCCAUCCACUACGCCAGUGCAGAGUCACACGUGGAUUGUUAACGAACGAGAAACCACAAUGGCUAUUCCGCAGUCUGUACCGACGGAGCAGACUUGGGUAGUUGUGGACGAGGCUGAUGCCAGUGGUCAGCAAACGACAACUCCGUCGCAAGGUGAAACUACCAGCCAGCCGCCUUCCACUUCAUCGAUGAUGGAUUGGUCCACGGUUACCGACACGGUUACUUCGAUUUCGUGGGUCGAUAUGACCGAGCUAUCUACGACGCAGAAGCCGCCGCCAGAUGUGGCGGACACAUCGCCGUUACCGUCGAAGCCUCCUCCUGAAAAACCAGUUCUGCCAACCGCGUCUACCCCGACAGCAACGACAAUGAACUCUACGACAAGCACUAUUACCACGCAGACUGAUUUGGUCACAGUCAGACCAGAUCCGUCGGAGGCGCCGUCGCUCGAAUUGGUAAGCGCUACGGCUACUGAGACGUCAACGAGAGAGGAAAUCAGCACGCAACCACUGACAAGCACACAGCAGACGUCAACUGCGCCGACGACGACCUCCCUGCCUAGCAGCACUUUUAGACCAGAGAUAACCGCAACUAUUACAACGCGCCGACGACCCAUACCUACUACUAUCGCGCUGUCCACACGUCACACUACGACUACCACUACAGAAGGGACGACCGCGCCGAUCACGACAACGCCUCAGACAACGUGGAAGUACACGACGGAGCCGCCGGUGCCGUCAUACAGCGUUUCGGAAGAACGAGGGACCACGACACAAAUGCCGACGACCACAAGGGCCACCACGCUGCCGCCGACUGUCCAGUCGACAGUUCCGAAGGCAACUACCACGACAACUGCGCCGACCACAACGACUACAGCGGGGCCAUCGACUCUUUCUCCUGACAAGGAUAUUCGGAAAAUAUGCGGCCGGCCGCGGACACUGGCAAGUGCCAGGAUUGUGGGAGGCGAACAGACAAAAUUUGCUCAGUGGCCUUGGAUGAUAUCACUGCGACAGUUCAAACGAAACAACUUCCUGCACAAGUGUGGUGCGGCGCUGCUCAACGAAUAUUGGGCCAUUAGCGCGGCCCACUGCGUUCACAAUGUGUCACCCACUGACAUCCUUCUCCGGCUGGGCGAGUACGACCUGAAGAGUGACCGUGAGCCGCUGUCGCACGUGGAGCGGCGCGUGCAGAUUGUGGCCACGCACCCGCGCUUUGAUGCCAGCACCUUCGAGUACGACCUGGCUUUGCUGCGCCUCUACGAGCCGGUGCCCUACCAGGACAACGUGAUACCCGUCUGCGUGCCCGACACCAACGACACGUUCGUUGGUCGCAGCGCCGUUGUCACCGGAUGGGGACGUCUGUACGAAGAUGGACCCCUUCCAAACAUCAUGCAGAAGGUCAGCGUUCCCAUCAUUACCAACAAAGAAUGCGAGAGCAUGUACCGUAAGGCCGGUUUCAUUGAGGACAUCCCCAACAUCUUCAUCUGUGCCGGCCUCGCCAAAGGAGGCAAGGACUCUUGUGAGGGCGACUCUGGCGGGCCACUGGUGCUGAAAGAUCCGAAAACGGGCCAGUGGUCACUCAUCGGUAUCAUAUCGUGGGGCAUCGGCUGCGCCCUGCCAAAUCAGCCCGGCGUGUACACGAGGAUCACGCAUUUCGCCGACUGGAUUCGGCAAAUAAUCGUCUUCUGAUGGGGAAUUCGAUUUUUUAGGCGGCUGUUCUACUUCACUGGGGGCGAACGACUCUAAAGCGACGGCGGUGCGCAUCUGAACCGGUUAGGAGACCGACUUGCCUGGUUAUUUCUUAGGCAAGAGAAACUACUUUACAGUGAAAGCGCCAAAAAAUAAGGGUGGGGGUAGUUAGUGCUCACGUGCUCAAUCUAUGGUGAUAAGCUGACCACAUUUCGCUGCAACUGCUGAGAACUGUUCUCAGUUACAGUGCUUUCUACCUGACUGCCCAAUCACACGCAAUUUCACGUUAUCCGUAGCCGUUUAUAUGGUUCAGCUGACGUCACACACAGUCGUUUAUAUGACGUUGGGCUUGCGUGUAGUAGUGCUUGCGGCGUGUGAAAUAUGGGGCUCACAAAGAGGCCGAAUUGACCCCACCGUGCAAUCAUAAACGCAAAGGUGUAUCAAAAAGGUUUUAUAUCACACAAGAAAACACGUGUGUGUACACAUAUAUGCAUACAAUUUGUGCCAAUAAUUUUUCGGGCAAGGCCGUAGUGUUAAAAGUUGCCAUUUCAUGCUAAUUUGAAUUCAUAUUCGAUGGUAUUUGUAUUCGUUUCAUUUCGCAAACCACGUCAUUUCUUUCAUUAUUUAUUUCUACUGCCAUACUGCACCGAUAAGUCUGCACUUUGUGACUUUAUAACCACUAUGAAAGUACAUUCCAUGAGCACUUAUUUGUGCGUUUUUACGUUACUAUAUUGACUGCUCUAAGCUAUUGGGAUCGCUAUUUUAAUAAUAUUGCUAGGAUGAUUGUCGCAUAGGCUGCGUCUAGUUCCGGCAGACUAGCCAGCAGGCAUUUUUUUAAUGAUGAGUUCGUUUGUUUCAUCUCGUAAAUAGAGAGUAAAUGUUGUAAUUUUAUUUACCUUACAUUGUUACUCGCUUAUAUUUUUAAUGAAUUGACGUCUUUUCCCUCACUGUCUGAGUGAAGAGAUAUCGCUGCUGCCUGUUCGACGUGCUUAAAGCAAUAUGCAAUGUGUGAUAGACAAGAGUCUUUACCAAUCAGCAAUUACGCAAGCCAAUAUUGAGCAUUGCCAUAAUGUAGGGCACAAAAUUCCGCCGCACAGCGUGCACAGUGUUUGCAUUGAAAUAUGCUGGGCACGGUGAUAGAAUCAGUUGUUUUUGUUAGUUUUAUAUAACGACGAGAGCAACAGCUUGAUAUCGCGUAUGUAAAAAAAAAAAAUCACACAUGUCUUUAAGAAGUUGUUACAUUGAAUCCGCUAUUAUGACUUAGCAAAAUUGAACGCUACGUUCCAAGCGCAAUGGACUCCGUACAAAAGACUGUUUCUCGAUGGCUUAUUCCGAUUGUGGAGGUAUUAUAACUGUGACGCGCGUACAGUCAUGGACAAAUUAAACUAGAACAAGAAAUUACAAAGUGGAAUGGGCUUCGCGAGUGGACAACUGGUGGGCACUAUACCGGAAAGGUAAUUACGUGGUUGGCAACGAUGGUUUACGCCUCGAGAUAUGCGUGUGAGGCGAAAUCGUUCAGAUAUUACGCGUGCUGGACGAAACAAGAGCAAUAGAACACGUAUUAGUUAACCAUCAGUUGUUUCUAUUUCAUUUGUCCAUGGUUGUACAUAUUACCAUUACCACUGUGCUAAUGUGAUGCCAAAAUGUAGUUGAAAAUGAUUAUUUUUGUAGACAUCUGGUGACCAUAUAUUCUCGUAAACUGGCACAUAUUGCACCGAGCAACGGUGUGCUAUUCACGUGUCUACGCAGAAACUCUGAUAGCGACGCAAUCUCCGCGUAGAAAUGGCCUUAAGUUUACCACGGCCGAAAGUUGUUUGGCUAUAAAGUAAUGUGCUGGACACAUUCUGAAAACGCUAAUUCGCACAGUGCCAGUCACCAGUGCAAUUCUGGUCACCAUUCUAUGUCCAUUUAAUUGCAGUUACAAUGCGGCGAGAUGUGUAAGCUAGGUGAUCCUGUCGAUUUCGGCUGUCAAAGUUUCAAAUACCAUUGUAUGCCUGUUGUUUUCGCCAACAAGUAUGAAACUUUAGCUUAAUAGGUCCUCGUAUUCCCAACGUUUCAAAGUUCGCCUACUCAGGCACUUAUUCAUUUCGUUAUUAGUGUGAAGGCAUCGCUGUCUAUAGUCAGGCACAACUUGAGAAAGCAAGAGAAGCCCCGCCCACAUUACCGAUGUACUGCAGCGGAUUGCAUCCGUGACUAAAGAAAUAGGCCCGCGCAUGUUCUCUGACGUCAGUCUAGAGUGCACGCCAAUUGGUGCAGGCUUGUGUGCAUCCGCCUUGCACGUGGGAACGUCACUGCCUUCUAAAUCUGUAUGCGAAUGUACGUCUCUAUCUGUGCGAAUGCGGUGAGUUCGAUUAUAUCUGUGAUAAUCGAAUGAAUCGCAUAACGCUGAUUGAUUACGACAGGAUGGGAAACGUUACCUCAAGGUGCGUAGCUACUAUGGCAUGCAGUGCCACGCUCUGUCGGUUAUGCGAAGGCGGUGUUUCACAAAAUUUCACUAAACGUUUUUGACUUAGUCUUUUUUCCGGACAACCGAUUCCAUCCAAGUCGGUAUUCCACAUUGGAUUCAUUACAAAUCUACUGAACCUAAAUGCUCAGUGGUGCUUAUCACGUAGAAGACUGUUUUACAAAGUGUAUGUAGUUAUUUAUUAAACUCAUUCAUCAUCGACUUGUG
Messenger RNA from Rhipicephalus sanguineus (brown dog tick), 5464 nucleotides. RefSeq names its product serine proteinase stubble (gene Np). The transcript has 9 exons. Bases 328 to 2793 code for a protein of 821 amino acids. The record is from RefSeq and is a predicted model, not a curated record. Lineage: Eukaryota; Metazoa; Arthropoda; Arachnida; Ixodida; Ixodidae. Gene Ontology annotation, molecular function: serine-type endopeptidase activity. Gene Ontology annotation, biological process: proteolysis.